Messenger RNA from Carlito syrichta (Philippine tarsier), 2466 nucleotides. RefSeq names its product RUN and cysteine rich domain containing beclin 1 interacting protein like (gene RUBCNL). Gene Ontology annotation, cellular component: autophagosome membrane; intracellular membrane-bounded organelle. Gene Ontology annotation, molecular function: phosphatidylinositol phosphate binding. Gene Ontology annotation, biological process: autophagosome-lysosome fusion; autophagosome maturation; autophagosome-endosome fusion. Lineage: Eukaryota; Metazoa; Chordata; Mammalia; Primates; Tarsiidae. Bases 37 to 2025 code for a protein of 662 amino acids. The transcript is spliced from 13 exons. The record is from RefSeq and is a predicted model, not a curated record.
UUUGAACAAAUUCACAUCAGCCUCCAGCCGGAAGAGAUGGUGUCACAGUCUACAGUCCGGCAGGAUUUGCCUGUUGUCCCCUGGAAAGGGAUCAGCGACCACUCUGGCAACAAUGAUGGUUCACCCACCCUCCUGGACACUGAUCACCCCCCUUGCCAAUUCAGUGUCAGGCUCUCGAGGCACAAAGCUGCCUGGAUUAACCCACAGGGUACACAGCAACAGCUGCAGGAAUCACCCCCCUGGGUGUCAAAAGAGGGGAGCAGUGGAAACCGCUCUGUGGCGGAUGGUGCCUCUCUCUUGGGCCCUUCACUUUUGUCCCCUGGGUGCUCCCUGAUAGAGACACCAUUGACUAAGGAUACCGUAGGCUCCAUCGGCAGUGCCUCUGCCCGUGGCUCAGGUGGAAAGAGCAGCAGUUUCUCCUGGACCUCACCAGAAGCACGAGUGGUGCUCCCAGGACACUGUCAUCAGGUGUCUCUACUCAAUGACUCUAAGACUUUCGCCACUUCAUGUCCUGAGGUUGACAGUGCUUUUGUCCCAGCUUCCUACCUGACAGCUUCUGCUCAUAAAGGUACUGUUCAAGUCAGUAGAAGAACCAUUUCUUUGAAUUCCUUCUCACCAGAGACAUGUGUGCUGCCUGUCGAUGUAGAAAAGGAAAAUGCUCACUUUUACGUUGCAGAUAUGAUAAUAUCAGCGAUGGAGAAAAUGAAGUAUAACAUCCUGAGUCAACAGCAGACAGAGAGCUGGAGUAAAGAUAAAGCCAGUGAGUCACUUGGGAAUGGUCAAGCUGACUCUGAAGUGACCUUGGAUACCAACAUAAAGCAAGAAUCUGGGUUUUCCAGUUCUUCAGACAGUGGCUAUGAAGGUUGUGCUGUGCUACCUGUCAGCCCAAUGACUGACACACCUGCUGACCAUCAUGUGGUGAGAGAUGCCUGCAAAUGUGACCUCGAUGAGUUUAUUUUAGAACUUGGAGAGUGUAAUGACAUCACAGAAACCUGUUCACGUUCCUGUAGUUCCUCUAAAAGUGUCACUUAUGAGCCAAACUUCAAUUCUGCCGAGCUACUAGCCAAAGAGUUGUAUCGAGUAUUCCGAAAGUGCUGGAUUCUGUCAGUAGUUGAUUAUCAGCUGGCAGGUUCCCUGAAUGCAGCUGGCUCAGUAGUUGUAAAUGAAGAGCGUGUCCGAAAAGACUUUGAAUCCAGUAUGCACGUAGUACAGGAAAUUAAAUUUAAGUCUAGGAUCAGAGGGACUGAAGACUGGGCCCCUCCUAGAUUUCAAAUAAUAUUUAAUAUCCAUCCACCACUCAAGAGGGACCUCGUGGUGGCAGCCCAGAAUUUUUUCUGUGCCGGCUGUGGAACUCCAGUAGAGCCAAAGUUUGUGAAGCGACUCCGGUACUGCGAAUACCUGGGGAAGUAUUUCUGUGACUGCUGCCACUUGUACGCCGAGUCCUGCAUCCCUGCCCGGAUCCUGAUGAUGUGGGACUUCAGAAAGUACUAUGUCAGCAAUUUCUCCAAACAACUGCUUGACAACAUAUGGCACCAGCCCAUUUUCAAUUUGCUGAGCAUCAGCCAGAACCUCUAUGCAAAAGCCAAGGAGCUGGACAGAGUGAAGAAAAUUCAGGAGCAGCUCUUUCAUGUCAAGAAGCUGUUGAAGACAUGCAGGUUUGCUGACAGCGCAUUAAAGGAGUUUGAGCAGGAGCCGAGACACUUGACUGAUGAGCUCCACCUGUUCUCCCUGGAGGACCUGGUCAGGAUCAAGAAAGGGCUGCUGGUGCCCUCGCUCAAGGACAUUCUGAAGGCUUCUCUGACACACGUGGCCAGCUGUGAGCUGUGUCAAGGAAAGGGCUUUAUUUGUGAAUUUUGCCGGAAUACAACUGCCAUUUUCCCAUUUCAGACCACAACAUGUAGAAGAUGUUCAGCGUGUAGGGCUUGCUUUCACAAACAGUGCUUCCAGUCCUCUGAGUGCCCCCGGUGUGCAAGGAUCAUGGCUAGGAGAAGACUUCUGGGAAAUCUGCCCUCUGCAGCAACAUGAUGCUCCUGACUAUUGUGAAAUGGACUGUGAAAUAGACUGAAAUAGACAAUUUGUGUCUAUUAUUAGCAGCAUUGUUUUAGGUUCAGGUAUUGUAUAUUAAGAAAAAAAGAUAGCCAUUAUCUUUAUUGUAUAUACUUAAUGUCUUAAGAGAAUGUAGAUUCUUUGUUAUUAAGCAUAGGAUUGUUACUAACGAUUUUGUUUACAAAUGUUUUGUUUUUGCUGCUGCUGGUUUUUUUUUAAAGAGUUUUUUUGUACUUUUGUAUUUGAAUUGUUGUGUUUAACCAAUAUCAAGUCAGUUUUUUGUGGGUGCGAAUUGUAACUGACAAGGUGAAUUCCUCAAUUCCUCGUCCUCUAAAGCUUGUUUGUUGAAACUGAUGGGUACUUUGAAUGAACAACAAUAAAACCCAGUCUGUUUGAUCAGACUUUUAUUUCUUCAAGGAA